Messenger RNA from Morus notabilis, 1697 nucleotides. RefSeq names its product UDP-glycosyltransferase 13. NCBI's taxonomy places the organism in Eukaryota, Viridiplantae, Streptophyta, Magnoliopsida, Rosales, Moraceae. The record is from RefSeq and is a predicted model, not a curated record. Bases 270 to 1679 code for a protein of 469 amino acids. The transcript has a single exon. Gene Ontology annotation, molecular function: UDP-glycosyltransferase activity.
GAUCAGUUAAUUGUCUACCAUUCCGCAACGGCCUUUUGACUUUGAAAUUUCAAGUGUCCAAGUCCAAUGCAUUAGUUGGGCAUGAAAGUAAUUUUGUGCCCCCCCCAAAAAAAAAAAAAAAAAAAAAAAAGAAAAAGAAAAAGGGCCGUCGCCACUCGCUAUAUAUGACUGCAAUUUUCUGCACAAAUGCAUUUUAACUCCUUCCCUUUGUAAUAGUACAAAACGUGCCAACAAAAAGAAACUCUUCCUCCCACGAUUUUGCCUCCAAAAUGUCAAGUUCUGGUUAUGAUCCGAAGCUAACUCCUCAUGUGGCUCUGCUUCCAAGCGCUGGCAUGGGUCAUCUCACACCCUUCAUUAGGCUUGCUGUUUUACUCACAACCAGCAAUGUACGAGUCACUUUCAUCACUCCAUAUCCAACUGUAUCACUUUCCGAGUCACAGAGUUUAUCCCACUUGUUCUCUACCUUUCCUCGGAUUACUCGAAAGCAGCUUCAUCUCCUUCCAUUAGAAGAUCCUUCUGCCAAAUCUGAAGACCCUUUUUACUACCACUUCGAAGUGAUUCGUCACUCUUCUCAUCUUCUAUCUCCUCUCCUCUCCUCACUCUCCCCACCGCUCUCUGCUCUUAUCACAGACAUGAGCUUGGCCUCCACAGUUAUUCCUAUAACCGAUGCCCUUCAACUCCCAAACUACAUUUUCUUCACAUCAUCUGCCAAAAUGUUGACACUUUUCCUGUCCUUCCACAUCAUGGUAGACCCAAGAGAUAGAUGUGAAACAAGCGAAAUGAAAGAUUUCAUCAAAAUUGCGGGGUUGGAACCAAUACCCAGAUCAUGGAUUCCCCCUCCACUUUUACAAGACACUAAGAAUCUCUUGAAGAGCUAUUUCAUUGAAAAUGGCAAGAAAAUGACAGAAUCAAGUGGAAUUCUGGUAAACACAAACGAGACUGUAGAUGGCGAGUCGCUAGAAGCGCUAAGCAAAGGCAAAGUGUUGAGAGGUUUACCACCAGUACAUGCCAUUGGACCACUUCCUCCAUUCAAUCUCGAGCAGAGCCAACCUUUAGCGUGGCUUGAUGAUCAACCACCUGGAUCGGUGUUGUAUGUCAGCUUCGGAAGUAGGACAGCUAUAUCAAGAGAGCAGAUCAGAGAGUUAGGUGAUGGAUUGGUGAGAAGUGGUAAAAGGUUUCUGUGGGUUGUUAAGGAUAAGAAAGUUGAUAAAGAAGAUAGCUUGGAAUUGAUGGACAUGAUGGGCCAGCAGUUAAUGGAGAGAAUGAAGGAAAAAGGCUUUGUGGUGAAGAACUGGCUGAACCAAGAGGAAGUACUAAGCCAUGCAGCAGUUGGUGGGUUUUUAAGUCACAGUGGUUGGAAUUCCAUCACUGAGGCUUUAUGGCAUGGCGUGCCCAUGUUACUGUGGCCUCAACAUGGGGACCAGAAAAUCAAUGCAGAACUGGUUGAGAGAAUUGGAGUUGGGAUGUGGGUGAAGAGUUGGGGCUGGUGUGGAGAGGCAAUGGUGGUUAAAGGGGAAGAGAUUGCAGAGACAGUUGGAGAGUUGUUGGGAAAUCAAUUCAUGAGAUCGAGAGCAGCCAAGGUUCGAAAUGAGGUUAGAAUGGCAGUUGAUGAAGGUGGGAGUUCAUAUAAGAGACUUGCUGAUCUCAUUGAGUCUUGGAAAGGGUUAGUGGUUGUAUGAUUUUUCUGUAGUUUUCUU